CCGUGUAGAGGUUCAGGAGUUGCAGCGCAGCGUCCUGGAAUCAAGCGGGAUGCCUGUUCCUCCCAUGAGUGGGUCGCAAUCAGCAGUUGAUGACUCUGAGGGCUCAUGGGAAAUGGAUCUGAUGGGUGGAAAGCUGGAGCUUCGUCUACAGGUUCAGAUGGAAGAAGGUCAAAUCGAUCGAAGCUGCGAACGGCAUGGCAAUGUGAACUGGAUGAAACAAAUUCUGGGGUUAUCCUUUAUUAUUGUCACCAUCAAUAUUACGGCAGUGACGACACUUUUUACUGGCUUCCGAGAAUUAAAAGGCCACGUAAAACGGUUGCACCUUGUUAUCUGUGGCAUCCUUACCUUCUCCGAUCUUCUUUGUGGGCUAAGUCUUAUGUUUCUCACCUCCAAUUUGCUAUCUGAUCGGCAUCCCGCUGCCCUUGCUGGCCAGUUUAGCUCUCCAAUUACCCUACUCAUCAUCAUCUCCUGUUCUCUGUUGGUCCUCACAGCUGCUAGUUUCCUAUAUCUCAUACCCAAACUCCUGAACUUUUUGGCUGCUCUAGUUCCACCAUCCUUGAUUAUUGGCUUGAUCUACUGCUGCUCGAUCCAAACAGAAGAUGACCAUGGUGCAACAGGUUACGAAAACUACAAGUCGGAGCUGAAGCAAUUCCAAAGUCUCUCAUCCACUGUCACCUCCCUUGCUUUCAAUGGGCUUGUAGCUACUUUAGUAGGUUACAGUAAGAAAUCUUCAGAACAAGCCCUUAGCCAAAUCAUGGAGGUCAGCAUCCUCCUAAUGUUCUUCGUCGCCAUGAUGGGACUCUUUUUGAUGAUGUGGAACUCCGCGCCACCGAGGAUGUAG
Molecule: messenger RNA, 841 nt
Organism: Musa acuminata AAA Group (dessert banana)
Lineage: Eukaryota; Viridiplantae; Streptophyta; Magnoliopsida; Zingiberales; Musaceae
Exons: 4
Coding region: 50-841 (263 amino acids)
Source: RefSeq, a predicted model, not a curated record